AUGAAGGCGAUUCCCAUGUUCACCAUCAACGUGGUCUCUCCGGCGCGUCUUGGUUCCCCGGCGAACUCUAAGUCUCCAUCAUCAUCUACUGUGUUCUCCAUCAUCAUGUACGCUUCUCCACUCUCUAUCAUGGCUCUCAUGCUGUUCUAUUAUUACGACGUGUUCAAAUGGUAUGACACUGAGGCAAGAGUAUGGAGGCAGAUGAAGGGUUUGAAAGGACUGCCUAAGUUUGCCAGUUAUGGUUGUGUUAAACUGGCGGAUUAUGGUGGAAAGAUGGCGGUUUUGUGGGAUAAGUAUUUGCCUUCUAGUGGAUAUAAGAAGAAGACGAUUUGGUGUGCUGUGAUUUCACUUGAAAGGCCCAACAGUGAAGAGAUUUGGGGAAAGGUUGAGUGGCUUGAUGCUGUGCUCACGGUCCCUGAAUCUUAUGAAUUCGUCGAGGACGGGAAAUGUAAGACGGCAGACACAACGUUGGCCUACCAAAAACUAACCGGUAACGGUUUAAAGAACAAUGGUUUAAUCUUUAUCGGAUAUCUGGUUAUCGGUAACCAAGGAAAGAUUCAGACAUCAGGGUCUUGUCUUUACUCAUCCUCCAUUAGAAUUGAUGUCUCAUGUUCUUGGGAUCCAAGAUAUAACGACAUCUACAAUGGUAUCCUCAUACGUUUCAUCAAGGGCUCAAAGGCUUAUCUCGGCCAGAGAGAGGACUCAGUGGUCAUUGACUUUAACUAUUACCGAGCUGAUGAUGCGUUGACCCCGAGGUUAAACCAAGAUGUGAUGGAUGAGAUGGAGCAGAUGGCGUUUUUUAAAUACGGGGCUAAGCCGAAUUGGGGGAAGAAAAGGAAAUGA
Messenger RNA from Eruca vesicaria subsp. sativa (arugula), 843 nucleotides. The record is from the annotation of a GenBank genome assembly. Lineage: Eukaryota; Viridiplantae; Streptophyta; Magnoliopsida; Brassicales; Brassicaceae.